CAACAAUUCAUUGGACGACCGAUGAGUCUGUGCGAUAGGAUGAAUAGACUGUGAACCGGCAUCCUGUCAGAUGUUUUAGUUAUACUCUGCUAUUUAUGCAGAGCCGGAAAAUUGGUCUUGACUGUCUCAACGAUGCCUGCGCUAUACAUUUACAUUUAAUCGCGCAUACUAUUACUGAGUGAUAAUGACAUGAAUCUGAGAUUCCAGUCUCCAAGAUAAACAUAACAAACACGGACGACUCGCCUCCAUUGAUAAGAUGUCAUGAAUUAUUAUUAAUAAUAUAUGAAGCCAGACCUCGGAUAAUACUAGGGCCGUGCCCUAGAAAAGACCCGGAGAAACGUGCGCUCUCCGGAUCCGCCCGGCGCGGCGUUCUGGCCAAUCGCCGGCCCACGGGUGACAACCGCCUGCUAUCUUUGGCAUCGGCCGCCGCCUACAACCACCACAACGCUAAGUCCUGAGUCGCGCCUGAGGCCGCGCUGCGACUCUCCUUCCUCCCCUCCCUUCUCUUUUCUCCCCCUCCUCUUCUGCAUGGGUGUCUUCUUGAUGGUUUGAAGGUAAGAAAGAAGUGAUCUAUUUCUUCUCUUCGUCUUUUCGACGGACUCCCUCUGCUGCUCAGGCAACUCGUGUGUUGCUCUCUAUAUCUGUCUACCAACCCCAGCCCUCGCUCGUCGCAUAGCCCUAUCGGUCGCUCGCCACCGUCUUCUUUCAACUGUUGCCCCACUGUGUGACAUCACCGCACGGCCACAAUCACCCCAACUCCCAGCAAUCAUGGCUCCCCAGACUGGCACUUCUAGCAUCGCUAUGGCUCUUGCCGGCAAGACCGCUUCUGUAGAUAUCCCCAAGCCUCGUGCUGGCUUUGUUUCUCGGAGAAUCCGGCGUCCCUCGCAUUCGGGACAGUCUGCGAUGCUGCCAACACCCCCUAACUCCAUCUCCCCAGUUCUUUCGCCCCAGGCGUUUAAGCAGCACAGCGCCAAUCUCGCCAUGUCCCCCAACUCGGCCUCCAUGGACUCGGAUAUCGACCUGCGGGAAGCUGAUGGCGCUGCUGACGGUCGAGACCAGCCGCACCAGUCUUAUCACGACCCAGACAGUGUCGGUGCGAUCACGCCUUCCAUGCUUGCGAAGUAUCAUCUGCCGGAGAUCUUGCUGCAGCAAGGCCCCCUGGCGAUUCGCAAUAUCAUGGGCUGCUUGACAACUUCGGUGCCCGGUUUCGCCAUGAUCCCACCCGCCAAAGCUCGGAGAGUAGUCGUUGCGGCCCUGGAAGGUCGUGGAAAUGGAGCUGAGGACGCCGGCCUCGGCGAGGACGUCAUAUUUGAGAAAAUCGGCUGGGGCCGUUGGGAUGCUCGUCGUCGCGGCGAGCCUCUGCGGGAUCGUCGGGUGGUGAAUGCGACCCCGCCUUCUAGUGUUCCCAGCUCCUUCCAGCAUCAGGGCUUAAAGAUACCCGUUAACCCUUGGCAGAGAAGGGACAACAUAGGUGCUUAUGGUACUACCAGUACUGCUGGUGAUUCGGCGUUCUUCUCGCAUUCUGAAAAGGACUACGGCGGACUGGAGGAUAUCAGCAUGCUUGAACACGAGGCAGACAAGAUGUCUCUCGACGGCGAUGCGCCCGGCUGCUGUUCCUCUUCGGAGGCACCCGACGACGUGCAGGAUGAGGAUUGGGAUGAAGGUGAUAUCACAGACGAGGAGGAUUGGGCAGCGAUCGGAGCUGCAGGACUUAGGGCACGGUCGUUGAACAGUGGAGGUGGUCUUAUGCAUACCAACUUCGGCCCACACGCAAAACUGCAGCCGAAGCUGCAUGGUGGUGGUCCGGCUACCUCUUCGCUGGCUAAGUCCGCGCCGCGCAAUAUUCCUUUUCAACAAAACGGAUUUUCUCUUCCAGACGGCGUCGUUGGUGAUAUAGAAGAGCGCGCCGCGAUCGAGGCGCUUUUACGACUUGGCUCUAUGUGAUGUACUUGCGUGUUCAUCGGCGGGCGUUUUUAGGCAACUUGGUUUUCUUGUUCGCUUCAGACAUUCAACAUUUUGCGGUCAUCUCGGCUGGACCCGGACCGGAACAGGGCGGCGUUCAAGUCCAAGUGUAUACCGGUUUAUCAGACGUUCUUUUCGUUCAUUCGACUGGGUCGAAUAACUGGCAUUGAAAUUUGAGAAUUGGGCUUGGUUGGGGUUUUAGAAAGAUUCCCCUUAUGGCGUUUCGUUUGGCUUGGAAUUCAAUUACUUGCAGGGAGUCUGUUUAGGCCAUAGCGGCCGGCCACGCCUGUGGUAUUAUUUCGAUACCUUUGAAUAUCCUCCUCUACCUGGGUCAUACGGUCUUGUUUAUUAUGGUCACCCUUCCUCCAUGGCCUUGGACUGAGGAAGUUUUGUGCCAGUGACGACUUUUAUCUUGCAGGUUUAUCUUCUCUUUACUUUUUUUUUUCUUCGGGGAGCAUUCAUGCUACUGUCUCAUGGGCAACGUGAAGGGGUCAGACAUCCAUUUGGCAUUCUCUAACCGGCGAUAUUUCAUGCAUGGGAGGACAGUGGUUGGUCGUCUUCAGUGUACAGUACUGGCCGUGUUCUGCAGCUUUUCGUUGUGAGCUCUCGUCUUGCCCCGGUCAUCUUAAUUGAUUGCACUGGGUUUAGUUCUGCCAAUAUUAAUACCCCGGGCUUUCCUAUACAGCGUUUCUAGCCUAGAAGAUAUGAAUAGAUAUAUAUCGAACCAAGAAAAGCCAGCGACUGGCG
Molecule: messenger RNA, 2709 nt
Organism: Monascus purpureus
Lineage: Eukaryota; Fungi; Ascomycota; Eurotiomycetes; Eurotiales; Aspergillaceae
Source: the annotation of a GenBank genome assembly